This is a messenger RNA of Olea europaea var. sylvestris, 1059 nucleotides long. Its product is annotated as zinc finger protein ZAT5-like. NCBI's taxonomy places the organism in Eukaryota, Viridiplantae, Streptophyta, Magnoliopsida, Lamiales, Oleaceae. The transcript has a single exon. Bases 216 to 932 code for a protein of 238 amino acids. The record is from RefSeq and is a predicted model, not a curated record.
AAAGCCACCCGAAUCUUACUCCUUUCCUCACCUCCACAAUACUUCUUACACUUCUCUCUUUCUCUCUCCACAAUACCUUUCCAUUGGUUCAAGUUGCCUGCAUAUAAAUGUACGUAUGUAACGUCCUAAGUUGGCACUGAAAUAAAUAUUCGUGCACACUUUCCAGGUUACUAUUCACAGGGACAUUCUUUUAGGCUCUAUCUCUAUAAAGAAAAAUGGUUGCGCCUCAAGAAUCAAUGGCGAUAAGGGAUCACAAUCAUAUGAUCAAAGGAAAGCGCACCAAGCGGCAAAGGCACAUCUCGCAGCUUUCAUUAACCAUGGCUACUAGCUCGUGUAGCUCCGCGGAAGUCAGUGGUGGCGGUUUUGGCGGUGCAGCAACGGAGGAGGAAGAAGAAGAAUACAUGGCCAAUUGUUUGAUUCUUUUGGCUAAAGGAAAAACACAAAAAUUAUGUGAACCACCUGCUGUUACGAGGUCGAACGUAUACCAGUGCAAAACAUGUAACAGAUGUUUUCCUUCAUUCCAAGCACUUGGUGGGCACCGAGCAAGUCACAAGAAACUUCAGACAACAAGCCUAGAAGAGAAUGUACUUCAAAUCAGUAAUGAUCAUGGUACAAAUAUUUCAUUUCAGAUUUCAAGGAGCAGAGAUCUACGCAGCCCAGAAAAUACCAAGUCUAGGGUUCAUGAAUGUUCUAUAUGUGGAGCUGAAUUCACCUCUGGUCAAGCCUUGGGGGGUCAUAUGAGAAAGCAUAGACCAUUGCCUAGUCAUGAUCAAGAUUCUCUAAAAGCCCAGAAAUCAAGAAAUCCGUUAUCAUUGGACCUUAAUCUUCCUGCAGCACCAGAAGGUGAUGAUGAUCACAUAGAAUAUUCAAAGUUUUCUGCAUCAAAAGAACAAGUAUUGUCUACCUCUCCUUUGGUUGAUUGCCAUUUAUAACUAAUUUCUCUGAUCAGCAGGAAAAUUCUUAUUUACAUUGUUUUCAUUUUUUCAUUCAUAAAUUUGUAAAUUGAUUCUUUGACAUUCACAAAUUAAUUUGUAAAAUUGAUUAGUUGAUUUCGUUUAA